Messenger RNA from Salvelinus sp. IW2-2015, 1386 nucleotides. It is a transcript of the gene mrps35, whose product is annotated as mitochondrial ribosomal protein S35. The record is from RefSeq and is a predicted model, not a curated record. Gene Ontology annotation, molecular function: structural constituent of ribosome. Gene Ontology annotation, biological process: mitochondrial translation. Gene Ontology annotation, cellular component: mitochondrial small ribosomal subunit. NCBI's taxonomy places the organism in Eukaryota, Metazoa, Chordata, Actinopteri, Salmoniformes, Salmonidae.
UACUGUCCCUCUCGACUCGCCAUAGGUUGACAUUGCCUCCUCAAACAUGGCUGCACAUACAUUGAAGAAAUCCAUUUUGUCCUUAGGACGAAUACAUUGUCAUAUUUAUGGAGUUAAUGUGCGUAACCCYUUAAACAGGGCAACAUAUGCAACGGCCUUGUCUACCAAUAAUUCUAGUCAAAAUAAAGGCUUUCCUGACAGAGGGAACAGAGGACCUUUCAACCGAAGAUCAAGGAGAGAGGCGGGUGACCCCAGGACAGACAGGAUGCCUGUAGACCAGGACUGGCCUACAGUGUACCCAACCGCUACCCCCUUCAGACAGGGCUCUGUGCCCCUGCCUGUCCGCAUGGGCUUCCCAGUGAAGAAAGGGGUGCCCCCAGAGAAGAAGGGCAACCUGGAGCUCAUCAAGAUUCCAAACUUUUUGCAUUUAACUCCAUUAGCCAUAAAGAAACACUGUGAAGCUCUGAAACCGUUCUGCACAGAGUGGCCCUCUGGCCUGGACACAGGUGCUAAAUGUGAUGAGCACUUCCCUGUCAAAGUAGAGAGCAAGGACUACGUGUCUGCCGGCACCUCCCUCAGAAACCCAUCUGCUCGCAUAGUCCACCUCAGACUGAAGCUCUCCUGUCUGAACUUGGAUGACCAUGCCAGGAAGAAGAUGGUUAAACUGGUAGGAGAGCGGUACUGCAAGGACACGGACACACUCGCCAUCACCACUGACAGCUGCCCUGUGAGACAGCAGAAUUAUGACUAUGCCAUGUACCUCCUGACUGUCCUCUAUCACGAGUCUUGGAAAAUGGAGGCAUGGGAGUCGGAGAAGACUGUGGCAGACAUGGAAGAGUACAGCUGGGAGGACAGCCCCUCUCAGAAGAACAUCAUGUCCACGUUGGUCCGCAUGCAGGUUGCAGGGGAGGGAGAGGCGGUGAGGGAGGAGCUGCUGGGGAGGCCGGAGGUGCAGGAGUACAGGGACUCUGUGACCAGACUGAAGAACGAGGGAGAGAGCGAGAGCAGCAUGCACCAGUACAGAGACGCUGUGAAGAAACUGCUCAACCUUUAAUAUGCCCUCUUCUAUACAUGCAGAAACACACAAACACACAGGAGAGUGAGCAAGAGCAGUCAUGGGACAGUGUAGUCACCAAUACAAAGCAAAGACCAGAACUCAACUGCUAUACACUUGGGGUGACCAGUUCAAAGUCUAGAGACAAACCUAUCAUCUGAUUUCACCACACACAGCAUUUGAUGCCUGUAACUGUCGUUUGUGAAAUAUMUAUUGACAAUAAAUAAAAGGUAUGUCUGUAAUACAAUUGUCCUAUACGAGUUAUGCUAAACUGAUAGCCUGAAGCAAAAAUGUAUUCCUUGCAUUUUAAAUAAAAAGCGUUAUUUUUCUCA